AUGAAUUAUGAUUAUAUGGGUGCGAUAAAAGUGAAGGAUGGUGUAUUUUUAGGUGAUUAAUUUGCAUCUUAGGUAUAUUUUUCAAUUUUAUCAGGAUCUUGAAUUUAUUGUCACAAAUAAAGUAUCAAGAAUUAUGAAUUGUGCAUCAAAAUAGAUACCAAAUCAUUGGGAAUCAAUAGGGAUUGUAUAUAUGUCAUUUCCUUGGUUAGAUAAUGAUCAAUAAGUAUUUGAAUAUAUAUAUUUUUAGAUUAUUUUUUAAUCAGAUGAAACUAUAAAUAUUGCAAUAAAAUUCAUUGAUGAUGCUUUGAUUAAUGAGGAAAGUGUGAUUGUUCUUUCAGUAAAAGGACACAAUAGAUCUGUAGCAGUUUUAUGUGUUUAUUUAAUGAAGAAAUAUAGAUGGACUCUUUAUAAAACUUUAUAAUUUAUGCAUAAUCGAAGACCUGAUUUAGAAAUUAAGGCUCAUUUUUUUAAUUAACUAUUAUCAAUAGAAACUCGAUUAUAAAAAUAAGGUUAUGGAGCAAAGACAUUUAAUUGGGAUGAAAUAUAUACUUAGGGAGAGAAUGAUGAAAUAUUAUUAAGGAACACUUAUAUAAAUUCUUAAGCUUAGGGUAUAGCAGAAUUUAAGGAUCGAGAUUCUAAGCCAAAAGAAUACAAGUUAUUUAUUAUAUUUAAUUAGAUUGAAAUUUGCUGAUAAAAUUACAAUGUAUAUACCUCCUUAUGAUAAAAUAAUAUUCUCAAAAUGUAAAAGUACUUCUAAAGUUAUUAAACCAAUUAUAAAAGAGUCUGGUUCUUCGAAAUAAAUAGACACAAAAUUUUAAUUACCAUAAAAGUAACAAUAAUAAAAAAUAAAUUACGAAUAGAAUUCAAAUAUUUAUGAUUAAUAAACUUAAACUUAGAAACUAAAUUAAACUGAUCAAAAAAAAUAAAGUCCUUUAUAAAUAUCUCCUAUUUAACCUUAAAGACCUUCAUCUGUAUAAUAAAUAUGUAAAUUUAUUGAAAUAAUUUAGAAUAACAAAAAGUUUAAUCAAAUAAUUUCAUGGAUUCAAGAGAUCAGUUUUAUUAAAAGUCAUAAUAAUAAAAUUAAUUUGCAUAUACUGGAACUCGUAGACCUUAAACAGCUCCAAAUUAGUUAAAAGCCCCCAGAGUUUAAACAACACCAUAUAAAGGAAAUACAAGUUAAGGUUAGAGAUAUGAAGUAGGUCAAUAACCUAAUUCUUAAUUUAAACCUAUGAAAUAGAUGAAAUAGAGAGCAUAAUCACCUAAAGCAGUUUAUAAUGUUUCAAAUCCGUAUAUAUAAAGAGAGUUCAAGGCUAAGACUUUGAAAAAAUGA
This is a messenger RNA of Paramecium pentaurelia, 1330 nucleotides long. The record is from the annotation of a GenBank genome assembly. NCBI's taxonomy places the organism in Eukaryota, Ciliophora, Oligohymenophorea, Peniculida, Parameciidae.